Melanotaenia boesemani (Boeseman's rainbowfish) is the source of this 4106-nucleotide messenger RNA. Its product is annotated as nuclear export mediator factor Nemf-like. Lineage: Eukaryota; Metazoa; Chordata; Actinopteri; Atheriniformes; Melanotaeniidae. The record is from RefSeq and is a predicted model, not a curated record. Gene Ontology annotation, molecular function: ribosomal large subunit binding; tRNA binding. Gene Ontology annotation, biological process: ribosome-associated ubiquitin-dependent protein catabolic process; rescue of stalled cytosolic ribosome. The transcript is spliced from 32 exons. Gene Ontology annotation, cellular component: RQC complex. Bases 117 to 3353 code for a protein of 1078 amino acids.
GUCAUUUUCUGGUGUUUUCAUGCUGAUGUUGCUCGAGAUGUGAAUAUUUCCUUUAGUGUUUAUCUUUCUUUUCUUUAUAGUAUUCGUAUAUAAGUGGAACUCGGAUUUUAGUCAGCAUGAAAACAAGAUUCACCACUGUGGACAUCAGGGCAGUUAUUGCCGAAAUCAAUGCCAACUACAUUGGCAUGAGAGUGUACAACGUGUAUGACAUCGACAACAAGACUUAUCUUAUCCGUCUACAGAAGCCAGACAGUAAAGCUGUCCUGCUGAUUGAGUCUGGGACUCGCAUUCAUUCCACAGACUUUGAAUGGCCCAAGAACAUGAUGCCUUCAGGCUUUGCAAUGAAAUGUCGUAAACACCUGAAAACACGCCGACUCACCCAAGUUAAACAACUUGGAAUUGACAGGAUUGUGGACAUCCAGUUUGGCUCAGAUGAGGCUGCCUACCACUUGAUCAUUGAACUAUAUGACAGGGGUAACAUCAUUCUUGCAGACCAUGAGUACACAAUCCUGAAUCUGCUGAGAUUUCGUACAGCAGAAGCAGAAGAUGUUAAGAUAGCUGUGAGAGAGCGAUACCCAAUAGAGAGCGCCAAAUUGGCUGAACCUCUCAUCAGUUUGGAGCGACUAACAGAAAUUCUGAUCAAAGCACCGAAUGGAGAGCAAGUGAAAAGGGUUUUGAACCCUCACCUUCCCUAUGGAGCCACUCUGAUAGAGCACAGUUUGAUAGAAGCAGGACUGCCAGGUUCUGUCAAAGUUGACAGUCAGUUUAAUGUCUCUGAAGUUGCACCAAAAAUCCUGGAAGCCCUGCAGAUUGCAGAAACUUACAUGGAAAAAACGGAGAACUUUAGUGGCAAAGGUUUCAUCAUUCAAAAGAGUGAGAAGAAACCCAGUCUAAUUACGGGGAAACCCAGUGAAGAACUACUUACAUAUGAUGAAUUCCAUCCAUUUCUCUUUGCCCAGCAUGCAAAGAGCCCUUAUUUAGAGUUUGAUACUUUUGACAAGGCAGUGGAUGAGUUCUUUUCUAAGACGGAGAGCCAGAAGAUUGAUGUAAAGGCUUUGCAGAAGGAGAAACAGGCGCUGAAGAAGUUGGAGAAUGUUAAGAGGGACCACGAGCAGAGGCUGGAGGUUUUGCACCAAUCACAGGCGGUUGACAGAAUAAAGGGUGAACUUGUGGAGAUGAACCUUCCUGUGGUAGAGAGGGCACUGCAGGUGGUGUGCAGCGCGCUGGCCAACCAGGUGGACUGGACUGAAAUUGGCACUAUUGUCAAGGAAGCCCAAGCUGCUGGGGACCCUGUGGCCUGUGCCAUCAAAGAGCUGAAACUGCAGACCAACCAUAUCACCAUGCUUUUAAAGAAUCCCUAUAUUUCUGAUGAAGAACAGGAAGAGGAGGAGAAAAGUGAUGCAGUGGAGGAGAAAGGGAAGAAAAACAAGAAUAAAGGACAGAAACAAAAGCUGCAAAGGAACAAGCCCAUGUUGGUGGAUGUGGAUCUUGGCUUGUCUGCUUACGCCAAUGCCAAAAGGUACUAUGACCACAAACGUAAUGCUGAAAAGAAGGAGCAGAAAACCAUUGAGGCAGCAGAUAAGGCUAUGAAAUCUGCUGAGAAAAAAACUCAACAAACGCUUAAGGAAGUCCAGACAGUGACCACAAUUCAGAAGGCCAGGAAAAUUUACUGGUUCGAGAAGUUUCUAUGGUUCAUCAGCUCUGAGAACUAUCUUGUCAUUGCUGGACGGGACCAGCAGCAGAACGAGAUGAUUGUUAAACGCUACCUCCGGGCAGGGGAUAUCUAUGUUCAUGCUGACCUCCAUGGAGCAACAAGUUGUGUCAUUAAAAACCCUUCAGGGGAUCCAAUCCCUCCCCGUACUCUGACAGAAGCUGGCACUAUGGCUGUGUGCUACAGUGCUGCUUGGGAUGCCAAGAUUAUCACCAGUGCUUGGUGGGUUCAUCAUCAUCAGGUGUCUAAGACAGCACCCACUGGAGAGUAUCUGACCACAGGAAGUUUCAUGAUCAGAGGGAAGAAAAAUUUUCUGCCACCCUCUUACUUGAUCAUGGGUUUUGGAUUCCUCUUCAAGGUGGAUGAGCAGAGUGUGUUUCGGCACCGAGGGGAGCGAAAGGUCAAAUCGGUCGAAGAAGACAUGGAGGAGGUCACAUCCAGAACUGCUGAGCUGUUAGAGGAAGGAGAGGAGCUGAUGGGGGAUGACAGCAGCAAUGAAGACCUGGAAGAGUUAAAAGCAGAAGAUGGAGAGCCCCGCGGCAUGGAAAACAAGAUAAAAAAGGAGAACGAUGUAGAGAUGGAUGGUGAUGUCAGAGAAAUGGGAGCUACUCCUGAGGAGGCUGCAGCAGAUGCAGGAGGGAUGCAGUUAGAGAACAACAACAUGGAGGAGCACAGAGAGGAAGACAGCACUAAAGAAAAGGAGCUCAAGAGUGAAGAAAGUGAAGAAUUCAGUUUUCCAGACACAACCAUCUCCCUCUCUCAUUUACAACCCAGCAGAAGUGCUCAGAAUCCUGGAUUUAAAAAGGAAAAAACAACUCAGGCCCAGGUGGAUUCACAAGGUAGAAAACACAUGACUGCAAAGCAGAGGAGGGAAGAGAAGAAGAAGCAGAAACAGGAGAGCAUCGCCACUGAAGAGAAGAUGGAGAUGUCAUCUGAUGGAUCUGGGAUGGACCAGGGGUCCAAAAGUGGAGGAGGGCCUUCACAGCCGCCUCUGAAGAGGGGACAAAAGAACAAACUAAAGAAGAUCAAAGAAAAGUACAAAGACCAAGAUGAAGAGGACAGAGAGCUGAUGAUGCAGCUGCUUGGGUCAGCUGGCUCUGCCAAGGACGAGAAGGGGAAAAAAGGAAAGAAAGGGAAGGGAAAAGAGGAGCCUGCCAGGAAACCUGCCUCUCAAAAACAACAGCAGAAACCUCGUCAUGUGGUUACUGCAGAGAAGAAACCAGAGCAGACAGGAGGCGGGGAGGAGGAGGAGAGGCCAGCUGGAGAUGAAGGAGGUCCUGGAGAGCAGGAGGACAAGGAAGAAGAGGUGGACCAGGACAACCCCGGCGCAGAGGAAGCAGAGAGUCUGCUCACCUCUCUGACCGGCCAGCCUCACCCUGAGGAUGUGCUGCUGUUCGCUGUGCCAGUCUGUGCUCCAUACAGUGCCCUUUCCAACUGCAAACACAAAGUGAAACUUACACCAGGUUCUCAGAAGAAAGGGAAAGCUGCUCGAACUGCCGUACUCAGUUUUAUGAAAGCCAAAGAAGCCUCAUCCAGAGAAAAAGACUUGUUCCGCAGUGUCAAGGAUGGAGACCUUUCCCGAAACAUGCCAGGGAAAGUUAAGGUAUCUGCUCCAAACUUGCUGGCUGCGAAGAAGAAAUGAGUGAGGGGUGAAUAUGGACCUGUCAAGAACUGCAACAUAUAUUUCAUCAGCACAUACCUGCAGUUUAUUGGGACUUUAUCUGCAUCAAGGUCAUCGGGGUUGCAGAUUCCUCCUCAGUUCUGCUCCCUUGUUUGUAUAAGAACUCUUAUUUUAAAGAUUGAUUGUAUUUGAUGAUCAGCAAGAAGAAAAGAAAAAGAGACCUUAAGUCACUGUAUGUGUUUAUUCCUUGAGUACAAAGUAGGCAUUGCAAUAACAGUUUACAUUGUAGCCUACAGUUUAAAAAAAAAAUAACAUCAAGGUAAUUUUGUGCAAACCAGGCAAGUACAAAAAGUCCUACCAACAUGAGGCAUCUCAGUGCAACGUGGCUCAACAUCCAAUACGCUCACUAUAUAUGAAGUUAUCCAUUAAAUUAAAAUGCUACAGGAGCCAACAAUUUAAAGGCUAUGAAAGCCUCUUUGAGAUCACAGAACUCACACACACUUCCUCAGCAACAUAUAAAUAACUGUAUAUACACAAAUAACUGAAAGUUUACAUUUCUGAUUUCAGAGUAUAGUCUUAAUUAGCAUAAAGCACUAGUUUUAGGUCUGUGAGGACCAAAGUAAAUAAGCCCCGGUUAAGCAAACAUCUGUGUUCAAGAUCAAAAAUUAAUGACAAAAUGCUCCCCCUCCCAAAAAAGCGUCAGUUAAAUCAAAAUAGUAUUUUGGACUUCCCAAUUCUGCAUUUAGUGUUAAGACAGUGUUGACAUGCUAAGAU